Brassica rapa (field mustard) is the source of this 2528-nucleotide messenger RNA. Its product is annotated as urea-proton symporter DUR3. NCBI's taxonomy places the organism in Eukaryota, Viridiplantae, Streptophyta, Magnoliopsida, Brassicales, Brassicaceae. Gene Ontology annotation, biological process: urea transmembrane transport. Gene Ontology annotation, molecular function: urea transmembrane transporter activity. Gene Ontology annotation, cellular component: plasma membrane. The record is from RefSeq and is a predicted model, not a curated record.
UUUUAAAUGAGAAUUUAUAUUUAUCUUUAAAAUUUAAAAUUUAAAGUUACAAUACAAUGUUUUAGUUAAAGUUUCCAAAACAUACGUUCUAUCCUUUCAACGAACUCAUUCCCUCCUUACAAAUGUUAGGAGAAACAUAUUUACUUUUCCAUUAAGAAGAAGAAGAGGAAGAACCCUUCCUGAAAAAGAAAAAAAAAAGAACUGUUGAAGAAAUGGCCAGGCUCGCCCGGUGUCCUCCUUUCGACUUCUCGGCAAAAUAUUACCAUGGUGGCGGAAGCGAAUGCGAGAGGCAGAAAAACUUCUUCGACGAUUCGACGAGGCUUGAUCAAAGUGUUGGCUACGCCGUUAUUCUCGGUUUUGGUGCUUUCUUUGCCGUCUUCACAUCUUUUCUGGUUUGGUUAGAAAAACGAUAUGUUGGCGCUCGACACACCUCUGAAUGGUUCAAUACAGCCGGAAGAAACGUCAAGACAGGACUUAUUGCAAGCGUUAUCGUAUCACAGUGGACAUGGGCUGCGACGAUACUGCAAAGUUCAAACGUAGCAUGGAAGUAUGGUGUUAGUGGACCGUUCUGGUACGCUAGUGGAGCCUCCAUACAGGUACUCUUGUUCGGUGUGAUGGCGAUUGAGAUAAAAAGAAAAGCUCCUAAUGCUCACACGGUCUGCGAAAUCGUGAAGGCUCGUUGGGGAACCGCAACACAUAUAGUGUUCUUGGUAUUUUGUCUGACGACAAACGUGGUAGUGACGGCAAUGCUUUUGCUCGGUGGGUCGGCCGUGGUCAAUGCCCUCACUGGAGUAAAUAUAUACGCCGCAAGCUUCCUCAUUCCUGUAGGCGUCGUUGUCUAUACUUUGGCAGGAGGACUUAAAGCUACUUUCCUCGCAAGCUAUGUUCAUUCUGUCAUAGUUCACGUGGUUUUAGUCAUCUUUGUAUAUCUGGUCUACACUUUGAGUAGUGAGCUUGGGAGUCCAUCUGUGGUCUAUGACCGGUUAAUAGAUAUGGCCGCUAAGUCAAGGACAUGCGCGGAGCCACACUCACACAUCGGCCAAUCUUGCGGUCCUGUCGACGGAAACUACAGAGGCUCUUAUGUCACCAUGUUGAGCUCUGGUGGUGCUGUCUUCGGUCUGAUCAACAUUGUCGGAAACUUCGGCACUGUCUUCGUAGACAAUGGUUAUUGGGUGAGUGCAAUAGCUGCUAGACCUUCAGCAACUCACAAGGGGUAUUUGCUUGGUGGACUCGUGUGGUUCGCUGUGCCAUUCUCUUUAGCAACCUCGUUAGGCCUCGGCGCACUUGCCCUCGACUUGCCUAUAACCAAAGAUGAGGCUGAUCGAGGUCUAGUACCGCCUGCUACUGCCAUUGCUCUCAUGGGUAAAACAGGAUCCAUGCUUCUUCUCACUAUGCUUUUCAUGGCCGUAACAUCUGCUGGUUCUUCUGAGCUAAUCGCGGUCUCAUCCCUUUUCACUUACGACAUCUACCGAACAUACAUAAACCCUAAAGCAACCGGUAAACAGAUAUUGAGAGUCUCAAGAUCCGGGGUUCUCGGAUUCGGGUGUCUUAUGGGGAUCCUUGCAGUGAUCUUGAACAAAGUUGGGGUUUCACUCGCAUGGAUGUAUCUCGCAAUGGGAGUUCUCAUCGGCUCUGCCGUUAUUCCCAUCGCGUUCAUGCUUUUGUGGAGAAAAGCUAAUGCAAUUGGUGCGAUUCUUGGGUCGAUCUCUGGCUGUGUUCUUGGGAUCGUUACUUGGUUAUCAACCGCAAAGAUACAAUACGGACGCGUUGAUCUUGAUACCACAGGGAGAAAUGCUCCGAUGUUAGCUGGCAACCUCGUUGCGAUUCUAACAGGAGGAUUGAUCCAUGCGGUGUGCAGUCUAGUCCAGCCACAGAAUUAUGAUUGGUCGACGACAAGAGAGAUCAAAUUGGUGGAAGAUGGGGCUUCAGGGGACGUAAAUGAUGUUCCUUUGGAGGAGCUAAGAGAAGAGAAGCUGAAAAGAGCCAAAGCUUGGAUUGUUAGAUGGGGUCUUGUCUUCACUCUCGUCAUUGUUGUCAUCUGGCCAGUUCUCUCCCUCCCAGCCCGUGUAUUUAGCAGAGGAUAUUUCUGGUUCUGGGCAAUUGUGGCUAUAGCUUGGGGAACAAUAGGAUCAAUUGUGAUAGUUGGUUUGCCUUUGAUCGAAAGCUGGGGAACGAUCAAGAGCGUUUGUAUGGGACUGUUCACUAACGAUAGGUUAAUGGACAAGCUUGAUGACUUGAACCAUAGGUUACGAGCUUUAACCAUGGCUGUACCGGAAGCUGAGAGGAUUUAUUUGCUCGAACUCGAGAAGACAAAGAAAACCGAUGAAGAAAGAUCAAUAUGAGUAAAAGAAAUUGCGAUUUUUUUCCUUCUUCUUUCGUUUAGAUGCUUUUGCUUGCUCAUGUUUCUUGUUUGUGUGAAAUCAUAUCUGAACUAAUUCCUAUUGUAUAUUGAUCAAUGAUCAUCUCUGACAAGUGUAGGCACAUUAAAUCAAUCUAUUUUUCUACAUCUAAAAUUGAUUUUGAUAACA